This is a messenger RNA of Heterobasidion irregulare TC 32-1, 1488 nucleotides long. Its product is annotated as squalene synthetase. Gene Ontology annotation, molecular function: squalene synthase [NAD(P)H] activity. Bases 1 to 1488 code for a protein of 495 amino acids. Gene Ontology annotation, cellular component: endoplasmic reticulum membrane. Gene Ontology annotation, biological process: farnesyl diphosphate metabolic process; ergosterol biosynthetic process. The transcript is spliced from 4 exons. The record is from RefSeq and is a predicted model, not a curated record. Lineage: Eukaryota; Fungi; Basidiomycota; Agaricomycetes; Russulales; Bondarzewiaceae.
AUGACCGCCCUGUCCAUGCUUACCCUCGCCCUCACACACCCGGGCGAGUUCCGCACGCUAUGCCAAUACUGGCUCUAUCACGAAUCUAAACGCGACAUCACGGCCACGCGCGAGCACCCUACCUCAGGCUGGGACCGCGCAACAAUGCGGCGCUGCUGGGACCUACUCGACCUCACAAGUCGCAGCUUCUCCGCUGUCAUCAAGGAACUCGACGGGGACCUCGCGCGCACGAUAUGUUUAUUCUACGUCGUAUUGCGCGGGCUCGACACCAUUGAGGACGACAUGACCAUUCCAGACGACAUCAAACAACCCAUUCUCCGCUCCUUCCAUGAAAAAACAGUCACUCCCGGCUGGAAAUUCAACGGUAGCGGACCCGCCGAAAAAGACCGCAUUGUUCUUCAAGAGUACGACACGGUCGUCGAAGAGGUUAACCUGCUCGACCCAGGAUACCGCGCCGUCAUCGUCGACAUCUGCCAUAAAAUGGAAAUCGGCAUGGCCGACUAUGCCCACCGUGCCGCCACCACUGGCUCCAUUUACCUCUCCACCGUCGCCGACUACGACCUCUACUGCCAUUACGUUGCCGGCCUCGUCGGCGAGGGCCUCUCCCGUAUCUGGGGCGCCUCGGGAAAAGAGGCCCCCUGGCUCGCGUCUCAGCUAGGUCUCUCUAACUCGAUGGGCCUCCUCCUCCAGAAGACGAACAUCAUUCGUGACUUCCGCGAGGACGCGGACGAACGUCGGUUCUUUUGGCCAAGAGAGAUAUGGGGCAGGAAGGAGUACGCCACGCGUGCGAGCGGGCCGUGUGAGGAUGUGACGGAGCUGUUGAGGGUGGGGAAUGAGGAGCAAGCCCAGUGGGUGCAGAGUGGGAUGGUGCUUGACGCGCUGAGGCACGCGACGGACUCGCUGGAUUAUCUGAGGUUGUUGCGGAACCAGACAGUGUUCAACUUUUGCGCGAUUCCAGCGGCGAUGGCGAUGGCCACUCUCAAUUUGUGCUUCAUGAACCCUGAGAUGUUCCAGAGGCACAUCAAAAUCCGUAAGGCCGAAGCCGCCAAACUCAUCAUGGCAUCCACCAAUCCGCGCGAUGUCGCAUAUCUCUUCCGCGAUUAUGUUCGCCAGAUUCAUGCCAAGGCCUCGCCCGCGGAUCCCAACUUCACCCGGCUCUCCGUUGCCUGUGCCAAGAUUGAGCAGUGGGCUGAGCACCACUUUCCUUCAUUUGUCCACAUCGGUACACCCUCCGAGAGCGCACUCGACACGAGCGAUGCACGCGCACGUAUUGUGGCACUCAGCGCCGCAUGGGAUGACGAGAAGAAGCGCGAGCGGGAUGCGCUGGCAACAACUGCGGGACAGGGACAGGGACAAGGGCAGACUCAACAGCAGCAGCAGCAGCAAGGCCCGCCAUGGGAUUUGAUGGCGUUCUUUGCGGGCGCGAUGCUCCUCAUCAUGGGGCUCAGCGUUGGCAUUGUCCUGGCCGUACUCAAAAUCUGGGGCUGA